Messenger RNA from Brugia malayi, 3087 nucleotides. RefSeq lists its product as hypothetical. Bases 1 to 3087 code for a protein of 1028 amino acids. Lineage: Eukaryota; Metazoa; Nematoda; Chromadorea; Rhabditida; Onchocercidae. The record is from RefSeq and is a predicted model, not a curated record. Gene Ontology annotation, molecular function: protein binding; RNA binding. The transcript is spliced from 18 exons.
AUGGGGAAUUGUGAUAAGGAUGCGGGUGAUUCGGGGAUUCAUUCACCUGAGCAUUUAUCCGGUUCACAGCGUAAAAGCUCACCGUCAUCAGGAUCUCGAUGUGGAUCAGGUCUUACUGGAUCACCACGUGAUCUUUCUCCUCCAUUACUUCAGGAAUUGGCAUGUAUGAACCUUCGUGAGAUGGCUUCUCGACCGGAUUUUGGUCGUGCUGGACGUCAAAUUGCAAUUCGAUCAAAUUUCUUCGAAGUUGGCAUUGUUAAUAAUAAUAUGAUGGUUACACAGUAUCAUGUAGAAAUUCAUCAUCCGGGAUCCAGAAAACUUGACAGAGAGGAAAAUCGUACGAUAUUUUGGAAAGUAAUAAUGGAUCAUUGUCAAUAUUUCCCAAAUAAAUUUGCUAUUGCAUAUGACGGAGCACAUCAAUUAUAUACUCCAACACGUAUUGAAUUUCCUGAAGGACGUCCAUCUAUUCGACUAGAAAGUGACGUAUCAUUGGCAAAAGAUUCACGCGAACAUACUCGUUGCGCAGUUUCGUUCCAGUGUGUUGGACCGGUACUGAUUGAAAUGCGGCGCACAAGGACGAAUAAUUUAGACGAAAGAAUUUUAACACCAAUUCAAAUUAUUGAUAUUAUAUUCCGUCAAUCACUUACCUGUCCAUAUAUCGAAAAUUCUGCAAAUUUUGUUGUUUACAAAUCAUCAAGCUAUCGUUUACCGGUGAAUGGUGGUACAGCAUUAAAUUUAGAAGGUGGCAGAGAGAUGUGGACUGGAUUUUUCUCAUCUGCGCAUGUGGCAGUCGGUUGGAAACCGCUUCUUAACAUCGAUGUAACGCAUACAACAUUUUAUAAAGCGCACAUGUCUUUGGUGCAAUUUAUGUGUGAAGUAUUAAAUGAAAAAUCGGGUUAUUAUUGUCGAUCAAAUUCAAGGGAAGAUCAACGUGAUACUUCAUCAAGUAACACACGUAAUGCACGUAAUGGAUCAUGUUAUGAUGGCGGUUACAGUAAUUCAUCAUCUCAUUCACGUUACGUAAAUAAUCGACGUCGUAACUAUAACUGCCAUAUUUCUAUGGGAGGAGCACUUUCUCCUGAAAAAUUACACAAAGAUUUUUCAUUGAGUAGCCAUGAGUUAAAAAUUUUUGGUGAUGUUGUAAAAGGAAUUAAAGUACGUAUUUCACAUCGUGCUGGUAUGAUCCGUGUUUAUCGUAUCAAUAGUCUUCAACUUCCAGCUGAUCAACUUUGGUUUCAAGGUAAAGAUGAAGAUGGUAAUGAACGACGUAUGACUGUAGCUGAUUAUUUCAACGAACGUUAUAAUAAAUUAAAAUUUCCUAAAUUACCAUGCGUUCACGUUGGUCCAAUAACACGUAAUAUUUAUUUUCCAUUGGAAGUUUGUAUGCUUGAUACGCCACAAAAAUACAAUAAGAAAUUAAGCGAUAAACAAACAUCAACUAUUAUUCGAGCGGCAGCUGUUGAUGCAAUUUCACGUGAACAACGUAUUGCAUCAUUAUUUGAUCAAGCUGGCUUUCAAUAUGAUCCAUUCUUACGUGAAUUUGGCUUACAAAUUAAUCCAAAAAUGUUUGAAACAAUUGCUCGUGUAUUAACACCACCUCGUAUACUAUUUGGUGAAAAUAAUCAUAGAACGGAUCCAAUUGUUACACCAAAAGAUGGUACAUGGUCAAUGGAUAAUCAACAACUUUAUUUACCUGCAAGUUGUCGUAGCUAUUCAAUGAUAGCAAUUGUUAGUCCACGUGAGCAGAAUCAUUUACAAGCAUUCUGUCAAACACUCAUGCAAAAAGCUAUUCAAAUGGGAAUGGAAUUUCCAAAUUGGCCUGAUUUAGUGAAAUAUGGUCGUACCAAAGAAGACAUUGUCAUUUUAUUUAAUGAAAUUGCAACUGAAUAUAAGCAAACAGGGACAACAUGUGAUCUGGUCAUUGUCGUAUUACCAACAAAAAAUUCUGACCUAUAUAUGACAGUAAAAGAAUGCAGUGAUAUGAUACAUGGAAUAAUGUCACAAUGUAUUCUAAUGAAAAAUGUCGUGCGUCCAUCAUCUGCCACCUGUUGUAAUAUAAUUUUAAAAUUGAAUAUGAAAUUAGGUGGGAUUAAUUCACGUGUUAUUGCUGAUUCAAUAACUCAAAAAUAUCUGAUCGAUGUGCCAACUCUUGUCAUCGGAAUUGAUGUCACACAUCCAACACAACUUGAGGAACGACAGAAUAUUCCAUCUGUUGCGGCGAUUGUAGCUAAUCUUGAUCUAUAUCCGCAAUCAUAUGGCGCAAAUAUUAAAAUCCAGCGUAAAUGUCGUGAAUCAGUUGUUUAUCUUUUGGAUGCUAUACGUGAACGUCUUGUUAGCUUCUAUAAAACGACACAUCAGAAACCAAUUCGUAUCAUUGUUUAUCGUGAUGGAGUAUCUGAAGGACAAUUUAGUGAGGUUUUACGUGAAGAAAUGCAAGGUAUUCGUACAGCAUGUUUGAUGUUAUCACCAGAUUAUCGACCACCAAUUACAUACAUUGUGGUACAAAAGCGCCAUCAUGCACGAAUGUUUUGCAAGUUUGCGCGCGAUGCAGUUGGUAAAGCAAAAAAUAUUCCACCUGGUACGGUAAUUGAUACAGGAAUUGUUUCACCGGAAGGUUUUGACUUCUAUCUAUGCUCACAUUUUGGUAUUCAGGGUACUUCUAGGCCAGCACGUUAUCACGUUCUUUGGGAUGAUUCGAAAUUCACGUCUGAUGAACUUCAAUCAAUAACAUUUAAUAUGUGUCAUACGUACGGACGCUGUGCUCGUUCAGUUUCUAUUCCGGCACCUGUCUAUUACGCUGAUCUUGUCGCCACACGUGCACGAUGUCAUCUCAAACGAAAAAUGGGUGUAUAUGAAUCAGAGUUAAUAUCAGAUACUGCAUCACUUAUUUCCUCAUCGUUAUCAUCACUGAUUUCUGCAGGACGUAUCACAACUCUACAACAUAUCAUCGAUGAUAACGACGAUCUUUCAGAUGCAGAAAGUAUUAAAGACGGUUGCGCACAAUCAAUAAUGAGUAAUAGCGAUACAAUAUUACAGGAAUAUGUUACAGUAUCGGAGAAAUUUAAAGGACGAAUGUAUUUCGUUUAA